GUAUGAUCCAGCAGUGUACGCGACGAUUUGGGGCUUUUGGAGGCAACCGAGCAAGAUAUGGCUGUUGCUGCAUGAGUUUCUAAACGAGAAUGAGCCUGUUCCUAAUAGAGCGCACUUGGCUUUAGCUCGUCUGGAGGCCCUGGGCAUCGUGCGAGCGGUGAUAACUCAAAAUGUUGAUAAUCUGCAUCAAGAUGCAGGGAGCAGACGCGUUAUAGAAUACCACGGCAAUCUCAUGAGUGUGGUUACUCCCCCUCUUUUUGCACUGCCUGCUCAGGCCUCGUGUUACCGGUGCGGAGCGAAGAUGCAGCUGACGAAGCAAAUGUGCGGAUGCGGCGGGUACUUCAAGCCUGAUGCGGUGUUGUUUGGAGAGGGGAUUCCGUCUCAAGCUGUGAGCGAGGCAAAUAAAGAAGCAGAUGCAUGCGACUUGCUGCUAGUUGUUGGGACUUCUGCUACUGUACAUCCAGCAUCGGAUAUACCAUACAGAGUCAUGAGGAAAGGCGCAAAGGUCAUUGAGGUCAAUUUAGAGGAGACCGGUUUGACGAAUCGUAUAUCGGACAUGAUAUAUAUUGGCAGGGCGAGCGAUCUCAUGCAGACGCUGCACCUGCUGGAGCCUUAUCCACCGGAGUCAGCAAGCGAAGGAGACUCUGCUGCUGCUGCUGCUGAGGUCCUCACCGAACCGAACACACGAACAGAAGCACAAGAACCCCCGGCAAGGGGGAGCAGCGACUGA
Messenger RNA from Eimeria acervulina, 730 nucleotides. RefSeq names its product NAD-dependent deacetylase, putative. The record is from RefSeq and is a predicted model, not a curated record. The annotation marks the transcript as partial. Gene Ontology annotation, molecular function: NAD+ binding. The transcript is spliced from 5 exons. Lineage: Eukaryota; Apicomplexa; Conoidasida; Eucoccidiorida; Eimeriidae.